AUGCAUUUCAAGGUUCCGAUCCGCCCUGACACCGUCGGCACUGUCCGCGUUUGCAAGUAUUGCUCCGUCGAGUUCAAGGGUGGUGCGUUUCGAUGCGCUCAGCAUCUCGCGAAAUGGAAGGGACAGAAAACGCGCGACGUCCGCCUGUGCGCGAAGGCUCCGUCUGACGUGCGAGUGGCGGUGCGCGCGCAUUACGAGAAGAAAUCAUCCGGCCGCGACGAAAAGAGGAGGGCCGAGGAGGCUGCGCUCGAAGCUGUCGUGGGAGGCCCCGGUUAUGUCGCGCCGCGCCGUAACUACGUGGGAGGGUAUUGCCUGAAGCUUUGCCGCACGGGCAUCGAGAGGGGGCUUCAGCCAAUCGCCGCGAGCUGGAAGAGGGAUGGCGUCACCGUCUCCUCGGACUUGAUGACCGAUCGGUGCGGGAGGCCGCAGGCGAACGUGAUGCUCAUCAACGACUCCGGAGCAGUGUUCGUCGAGGCAAUUGACUGCAACAUGGAGUCAAAAACCGGCGGCUUCAUCGCUUCCAUUCUCCGCCCCAUCAUCGAGAAAAUAGGGCCCGAAAACGUGGUCGCUCUUUGCAUGGACGGGGGCUCCAACUACGGGGCCGCCUGCAAGGAGCUUAUGGCGGAAUGGCCGCACAUCGAGUACGUGCCGUGCGCUACGCACGUGCUCGACCUCCUCAUGGAGGACGUUGGGAAGAUCACGUGGGCGAAGGAUAUUGUGGAUCGGUGCGGGGACAUGGUCAGUUACGUUCGUAACCACCAUUUCACCCGCAAUUACCUGAGGAGUGGGGCGGUAAAGGGAGGAAAGGGGAAGCAGCUUGUGAAGCCGGCGGGGACCAGAUUCGGCACCAACUUCAUCUCCCUCUCAAGGCUGUGCGAGCUGUGGUCUUCGUUGUCGACCUUGGUGCUGAGCGAGGAGUACGGCAACUGGGGGAGCGGGGCAAGGAAGCUGACGGCAGAUAAUUUCCGCGGCCAAGUCAUGGACGACGAGUGGUGGAAGAAAGCAACUUACCUCGUGGAGCUGUUGGCGCUUCCGUUCAAGGUGAUGCGGGCCACGGAUAGCAGCGCUAAGGGCAUGAUGGGCACCAUCUAUGACCACAUGCUCCAGCUGACUGAGGACAUGAACACCAAGGUGGAUGCGGGGGACAAGUUUCUGACGCGGGCGGACGCGGAUAAGAUAAGGAAGAUCGUUAAGAGCCGUUGGGACGAGAGCCUCGCUUGCGCGCUUCACGUCGUUGGCCGGAUCCUGAACCCAGCAAAUCAGGAAGAGGGUAUAUUCCGCAACGAUGUGGAAUGUACCCGCAUCUUCAAGGCGUUCAUCGCGCGCCACUACGACGGCAAGACCUUCACCAACAAGGACGGUGAGGAGAAGCGGGCCUCUCUUGUUUUGCAGGAGGGGCUCACGGCCUUCCUCAACCUGGAGGGAUCCUUCGGCCUCCCUGAGGCAAUUGCCGACAGGGAGGCCGUGAAGGCAGGCAAGCACUCGAUGGUGCAGUGGUGGGGAUGGCAUGGGACUGACCACCCCCACCUGGCCAGUCUUGCGUGCCGUUCCCUGACACAGCCGGUGUCAGCCUCGCCGUGUGAGCGCGGGUGGGCAUCGUGGGAGUCGGUGCAUACUGCCCGCCGCAACAAGCUAGGCUCGGAGAAACUCCGGGACCUAGUUUAUGUGGCCCACAACUGGCCGGUGGUCCACAAGUACCACAAGCUUGGUGAGUCACUGGCGGUGCUUCCGGGCAACAUCCCUGCUCCCCCUCUGCCGGAGGGAUACAAGGAGGAGGAGGAAGGGGAGGAGGAGGAGGAGGAGGAGGAGGAGGAGGAGGAGGAGGAGGAGGAGGAGGAGGAGGAGGAGGAGGAGGAGGAGGAGGAGGAGGAUGAGGCCGUGCUGGCCGAUGAGUACGUGGAGUAA
Messenger RNA from Closterium sp. Naga37s-1, 1905 nucleotides. Lineage: Eukaryota; Viridiplantae; Streptophyta; Zygnematophyceae; Desmidiales; Closteriaceae. The record is from the annotation of a GenBank genome assembly.